GUAAACAAUGAGUUUGUCAACCUCCCUUCAUCGCUUGGCCAUCAAGUCACCAUUAACCAGGUUGGUUUCACUGUGAUAGUGCAAACUGAUUUUGGCUUGAGAGUUGUGUAUGAUGCCAGUUACCAUGCAGAGGUCCAUGUACCCUCAAACUAUCAAGGCAGAAUGUGUGGCCUGUGUGGCAACUACAAUGGCAACCCAGCUGAUGACUUCUUGUUGCCCAAUGGGACCCAAAGCUCCAGUGUAGAUGCGUUCGGACAGGCAUGGGCAUUGCCAGCAACUGGUGUUCAGUGCAGAGGCGGAGGUUCCCAGAAGCAGUGCGAUGAGACCGAAGCCGAGAGAUACCGCAGAGAUGAUGCCUGUGGCCUUAUGGCAACUGCCGCUGGUCCUUUCAGUGCUUGUCAUGGUUGGGUGAAUCCUCAGCCCCAUGUGAUUAACUGUGAAUUUGACAUGUGUAUUAUGGAUGGAGAUAGAGCCAUGCUAUGUCAAAAUCUUCAGGCUUAUGCCAUUAUCUGCCAACAAGCAGGGAUACAAAUCAUGUCAUGGAGGAAUAUUUCAUUCUGCCCGGCCGAUUGUCCAGCUAACAGUCACUAUGUACAGUGUUCUAAUAACUGUGCCAACACCUGUGCCAAGCCUUAG
Molecule: messenger RNA, 636 nt
Organism: Megalobrama amblycephala (Wuchang bream)
Lineage: Eukaryota; Metazoa; Chordata; Actinopteri; Cypriniformes; Xenocyprididae
Product: IgGFc-binding protein-like
Exons: 2
Cellular component (GO): extracellular matrix
Source: RefSeq, a predicted model, not a curated record